GUACCUCUUCUCCAAUAACUUAACUUUCAAUUAAUAAUUAUUUGUCUUCUUAAGGGGGGAAAAAAGAGAAAAAAAAAGACAGCAAAAUUUGGAGAAUAUAUCAUGUUGUUUUGGGAGCAUUAUUAACUCGUCUUCUCUUCCCCUCUCACUGUCGCACGCUUCCAGCAAUUCAAACAACAACUAAAAGCACAAAUGAACAACGCAGUUAAAGCUCUUACAACCGAGUUUCUAAACAACGUAUCUCAAGCACCAACCUGUCCUGAUGAUAAUGAGAAAAUCAUAGUGCUGCCAAAGUACUGGAAUUGGCUUAGUAACUUAAAAAGACUAUGGGACCGACGAGAAGUCUGCUCAGGUUGUGGGUGGGAUGGUAAUCCUGCCCGUCUUCUUAGAGUUCCAACUCCUCAGGAUCAACGGAACAUAAUAUUUAGUCGCCCCAGUAGUUCCCAGUGCAUCUGUUGCAAGAUAAUUAAUCGUUUGGUUCAACUACAGCCAAACCUAGAUCCAGAUCGAUGGACCGUGUCCUUGUGGAUAAAUCAGGACAAACCCUGUGUUAUCCUGGAAGACAGUUGGUUGGAAGAAGAUCAAGUUGAGUGGAACUUGUUCCUCGCAAAUACUCAACAGAGAGAUCUAUCGGGGAUACCUAAGGGCUUCCUUGUCUCUGGCAAUACCGCGUCGGAAGCUGCCUGUGAGUGGGCAAAGCAGCAGUUAUCCGCCUGUUGCCAAAACCACCAGCAUUGCCCCACAGGAAGCAACUCGUUUCUUCCUACGCGACUCAUAUAUAUCGCUGGUACUAACGACGAGAUAAGACUAGUAGAUAGCUCUAGGCUACCUUCCAAUUCACGUUACGUAGCUCUCAGUCACUGUUGGGGUACAAGAAUACCCAAGUGUCUUACUACUAGGAACAAUUUUUUAGAUCAGCUAGAAAAUAUUCCUUGGAGUACAAUCCCAAAAAGUUUUCAAGAAGCCAUCUUGUUCGCACGCAAACUAGGCAUAGACUACUUGUGGAUUGACUCAAUAUGUAUCAUUCAACGGGACCCCGAAGACUGGUUACGAGAAGCCGGUCGAAUGUUCCCUGUUUAUCGGAACGCAUUCUUGACUCUCGCCGCAUCUCAUGCCGAAGACAGCUCCAAAGGCCUGUUCUCUAUCUUGGACCCCGCUGUUCAACUUCAAUUAGGUGUAAUCAGGCAUGGUACUGAGGAAUACCAAUUAUAUGCCCAGCAGUCUUUCCCGGAGGUCACUAAUUUGUACUUGAACCACCGGUCUGAACCCCUUUUCAAGCGAGGGUGGACGUUUCAAGAAAGACUAGUCUCGCCUCGAAUCCUAUACUUCACUAAGCACGAGUUAAUAUGGGAAUGUUAUUCUACUUCGAUCUGUGAGUGCGGGUUCCACAGAGAUGGGCCGUACAACCCUACAAGCUUGAAGAUGUUACAUGUCAACACCUUAGUAAACGAUCCGUCUUUUUUACAACAAUCCCCCGAACACUACAGCAAAUACAUGAGAAAAGCCAUAGGGUUUGCCAAGAAAAGCAAUUUUUCAAAAGUCGAUACCGAGAAGACAUGGCGCCGUAUCGUUCAGUUUUACUCGGAUAUGCAACUUACUAACCAAACAGAUAGACUUUUAGCGAUCGGAGCCACCGCAGAGCAAACACAAGCCAUUCGUAAAAACAAGGCAUACCUUGCUGGGCUCUGGUAUGAAUCGCUCGAGCUUGAUUUGCUAUGGGCUCGUAAGCGCAAACCAAAAGCCCAACAACGUUCAGAGCGCUAUAUUGCCCCCACUUGGUCGUGGGCCUCGAUUUCUGGUCCGGUUGCUUACGACCUCUUGUCCCCCCUUAAGGCUCAUGUGCAGGUGCUAGGCACAAGCUGCGAGUACAUAGACGGAAACCAGUUUGGACAAGCCGCCGGAGGGCAGUUAGUAUUACGCGGAGAAUCCGUCCCGUGUACUCUUUGCAAGCCUUCAGAGGACUCCCCGGAGGAUUACCGCAUAUUACAUUCCGAGCUAACGGUUGAGCUCGAGGUCAGUAUAGAUUGCGAGCCCUCUCCGCAGGAAGGGGAGCAAUCGGCUGUGGUAAUGCUGCGAAUAGCCGACACCUGCGAGUUUCCAGCACCUGUUAGCCUUAUCCUCAAAGAGGAAAAAGUAGUGGAUGGCCAGGUGGUAUAUACUCGGCUAGGGCUUGCGUCGCCGCCAGGGGUCAAGAUCAACGAGGAAGAUAAGCGCAGGAAGCUUGCGGAUUGGUUUGAUAGACACAGCGAGACUCGAACAUGUAUUAUUAUUUAACACGCUGGGAGUUGCCCCGUGUCCUUGGGGACAUUGUUUAUGAUGUUGUUAGGUUAGGCGGUUCGUCAUUACCUGUGCACAACGUGUAGUAUCCUACGUACUGCACAGGUAUAUUAGUUGAUUAUAG
Daldinia caldariorum is the source of this 2401-nucleotide messenger RNA. RefSeq names its product HET-domain-containing protein. Bases 193 to 2274 code for a protein of 693 amino acids. The transcript has a single exon. NCBI's taxonomy places the organism in Eukaryota, Fungi, Ascomycota, Sordariomycetes, Xylariales, Hypoxylaceae. The record is from RefSeq and is a predicted model, not a curated record.